AUGGAAGCUAGAAACGCCGCGGGUCGCCGCGUGUCACUGCUCAACGACGAGAGCACCAGCUACGAAAAGGUCCAGCUUCACCACCACAAACAUCAUAUUGCCCUCCCACCAUCCGCUGGCCACGCACUUAGUCGUCCGUAUCCCAGCCCACGCAGCAGCUCCUCGUCACCCAAUACCCCAGAGCUUCUGCGUUCGGACUCCUACGACUCUCAGAUGAGCAAUGAUCCCAUUUCACCUUUGACCCCUUCAGCCGACUACGCCCAUCCAAGAAGAUCUCUAUACGCCUCCGACCUCCCUACCAAGCGGCCCGCCUAUGUCGACAGCAGUCGGUCAACCUCGUAUGAAGAUGACGCCCCCGCUCCUUCUGCACAGUUGCCCGCAGACCGCCCUGGGAAGCGAUAUCCUUGCCGAUAUAGAGACUCUCAUGGCUGCGAGAAGACAUUCACCACCUCUGGUCACGCUUCACGGCAUUCAAAGAUACACACCGCCGAGAAGGCCGUUCAGUGUACAUACCCAGGCUGCCAAAAGAAGUUUACCCGCGCCGACAACAUGAAACAGCACUUGGAAACCCACUACAAGGACAAGAGCCGAUCCUCAGCCAGUCAGCGUGCGCAAAAGGCUGUUCUUGCGGAAGCGCGCCGCAACUCGUCCACCAGUCGCAGCCGCUCGUCCGCCUCAACGACCACGACGAGCCAUGAGGCUAUGCAGUGGGAGUCGGACGCUUACGUCGCCUCUACGCAGCCUCUUGCCUCACCGAGCGCCAGCUCAUGGGAACUACGCACCCACAAUCUUCCCCUGCUGAACCGUCCUGCAGUCGCCCGGUCACCGAGUAGCGGCCUGGACGCCUUGGCCAUGGCAGUAGCCUGCCAGGAGGGCAGCAGAAGACAAUAA
This is a messenger RNA of Metarhizium album ARSEF 1941, 891 nucleotides long. Its product is annotated as Zinc finger, C2H2-type/integrase, DNA-binding protein. The coding region runs from base 1 to 891 and encodes 296 amino acids. The record is from RefSeq and is a predicted model, not a curated record. The transcript has a single exon. Lineage: Eukaryota; Fungi; Ascomycota; Sordariomycetes; Hypocreales; Clavicipitaceae.